This is a messenger RNA of Anarrhichthys ocellatus (wolf-eel), 5935 nucleotides long. It is a transcript of the gene gtpbp2a, whose product is annotated as GTP binding protein 2a. Lineage: Eukaryota; Metazoa; Chordata; Actinopteri; Perciformes; Anarhichadidae. The record is from RefSeq and is a predicted model, not a curated record. Gene Ontology annotation, molecular function: translation elongation factor activity; GTP binding; GTPase activity. Gene Ontology annotation, biological process: translational elongation. The transcript has 12 exons. The coding region runs from base 199 to 2025 and encodes 608 amino acids.
CCGGUGCUGUUGUUCUGUUUGAAGAGUUUUGGGGGCGGUCGGUGCUUUGUUUUGUACUUUGGGGACUGUAAGCUACCACUAGCAGGCUAAUUUCACUCACCACCACCUGCAUGCCUGAGCUGAGGUUUAUUUUAAUAACAUAGCAUCGUUUUUUAUCCAGGUAGUGGUAGGCUAACAAGUUAGGUCCCAAAGUAGCCGAUGGAUGCGCGGGCAUCGGAGUUUGACUCAGGAAAUGGACACGGCUCUGGGUCUCAAUGUGUUGCGUCCAACGCCAAGCCGGGAAGUGGCUUUGGGGUAGCCCCCAAAAAAGCUUGUGUGAAGAACAAAAAGAUAGCCAAGGCGCGAUUCAUUCGCAACUUCAAACCAAGCAAUAACAUCCCAUAUCUACCUCCAGAGGCUGAAGAGGGAAACAUAGAGUACAAGCUGAAGCUGGUGAACCCCACGCAAUACCGCUUUGAGCACCUGGCCACACAAAUGAAAUGGCGACUGCAGGAGGGUCGAGGCGAGGCUGUCUAUCAAAUAGGUGUCGAGGACAAUGGAAUGCUGGUGGGACUUUUAGAGGAAGAUUUGAGGACAUCGCUGAGGACGCUCCAUAUGCUGGCAGAGAAGGUUGGCGCCGACAUCACUGUUCUCAGAGAAAGCGAUGUGGACUAUGACUCUGAUGUGUCUCGAAAGAUUGCUGAAGUUCUCAUUCGCAAAGUGCCGGAUGACCAGCAGUUCUUGGACCUGCGAGUAGCUGUACUGGGUAAUGUGGACUCGGGCAAGUCCACUCUGUUGGGGGUUUUGACACAGGGCGAGCUGGACAAUGGACGGGGAAGAACAAGGCUCAACCUCUUCAGACACCUACAUGAGAUCCAGACUGGACGCACUUCAAGCAUUAGCUUUGAGAUCCUUGGCUUCAAUACUAAAGGAGAGGUUGUGAAUUACAGCGAGUCCCGGACAGCGGAGGAGAUUUGUGAGAGGGCCUCUAAAAUGAUCACAUUCAUCGAUCUGGCGGGUCACCACAAGUACCUUAAGACCACCAUCUUUGGCCUCACCAGCUACUGCCCGGAUUUCGCUAUGCUGGUCGUCAGCGCAAAUACUGGCAUUGCUGGAACGACCCGGGAGCAUCUUGGACUCGCCAUGGCCCUGAAGGUGCCCAUCUUCAUCGUCAUCAGCAAGGUGGACCUCUGUACGUGCGCCACAGUGGAGCGCACUGUGCGGCAGUUGGAGCGUGUCCUGAAGCAGCCAGGCUGUAACAAGGUGCCCAUGGUGGUUAGCAGCACAGACGACGCCGUCGCAGCAGCGCAGCAGUUCGCCCAGUCACCCACCGUCACACCCAUCUUCACCUUGUCCAGUGUGUCUGGUGAGAGUCUAGACUUGCUCAAGGUCUUCUUCAACAUCAUCCCUCCCCUCAGCAACAGCAAGGAGCAGGAGGAGCUCAUGCAACAGCUAACUGAGUUUCAGGUGGAUGAGAUCUACACAGUGCCAGAGGUGGGGACUGUGGUGGGAGGUACUCUGUACAGUGGUAUUUGCCGUGAAGGGGAUGAUCUUGUAGUAGGGCCCACAGACUCGGGGCAAUUCCACAAGCUGACCAUCGGGAGCAUCCAAAGGAACCGCUCGGGAUGCAGGGUACUCAGGGCCGGCCAGGCUGCCACACUCGCCCUGGGAAACUUUGACCGCUCACUACUACGCAAGGGCAUGGUGAUGGUGAGUCCGGAGAUGGAUCCUACCAUCUGCUGGAUGUUUGAGGCUGAGAUCGUGCUGCUCUUCCACGCCAAGACCUUCCACAAGGGCUUCCAGGUUACUGUGCACAUUGGCAAUGUGAGACAGACCGCCACUGUGGAAGCUGUAUACGGCAAGGAGGAGCUGAGGACAGGGGAGAAAGCAGUGGUUCUCUUCAAGUUCAUCAAGCACCCAGAAUACCUGAAGGUAGGAGCUAAGGUGCUCUUCAGAGAGGGCGUGACUAAAGGUAUCGGCCAAGUCACCAAGUUGCAGCCCAUCGCCCAGUACCAGCUAUCCCAAAGCGAAUACGACGCCGCCUAAAGUUUCUUGGAGAAAAACCACAGAAAACACCGUCCCGCCCCAAAACCAGGUGCUUUAUAGACCUGCUUUCUCCGCAGGCCACUCUGUCCUGUUUCCUGCCUCAGAAGAUUGAUGUUUUAUCACACUUUUCCAAAGCCUUAUUGUCACCAUCCUCCUCAUUCGUCCCUACAGCCUUUUUAAAUGACUUAUAUUACUUAUAAUACUUGUGUUGCGGUCUAAAGAGUGUUGAGAGCUUUUUACGGCACUGAUAAGAGGAAGCUCCUCAGCCACCUCUAUAACACUCACCGAGCAACAUCCACCAAAGUCAUAUCGAGUGUCAAGAACACACACUUGCAAGUGGCAACUAGGAAAUUGCUUGCACACGGCUACGUUGAAGUGCUGCUUACAGUUCACACCCAAACACACUCCUAACACACACUUUGAACAAGAUGCACACACACUCGAUGUCACAGCAUCUUGUCUUGGUGACCACUGACCAGCAUAGUGCCUAACUGGGAAGGAUAAGCCUCGCUGUAUUUUAAUAAGCUACCCUUUUCUCAGUAACCACAAAUUAAUUAUGUGAGAGAAUAGUAAGUUGUGGUUCCCAGACACAGCUCGUCGGUUGUAUAUAUGCUAAACCACCUCGCUUCAAGCUAUUAUAUAGCUGACAGGCGCACAUUAUGAACGAAAAGGAGAAUAUUGCGACGUAUGCAAAGUUAGAACUUGACCGAGUUUGUGCGUCAGCCUGCCAAGAUAACUCGCACGUGGUCUUAUGUCAUGUUACAAAUGUUUUUUCUAUUCACGAAUGAUGCCUCACAAUAGUGCGGUGAGAUGGUAAUGAUCUCGCCGCCUGUCUGCUCAAGUGCUUUAGUUACUCAGGUCACUUUAGAUAUCUUGGUAGACGGCAUUCCUCUCUCACAGAGCUACUCCAGUGCAGCUUUCUGUUGCUGACUUUGGGAGUGAAGGAGGUUUUGAGGUUAAAAAAAAUAAAUAAAGGCAAUGGUGUUUCUCCCAAAGAGAUGUUUGAUUAUAUAGUAUGUGAAGCCACUUACUGAUGCAGCUUUCUUUUAAAGAAAUUAUUUUUGAGGAACUCUGCUGUUACUGAUGUCACCAAAUGUGAUGGGGUUUUAACUCAGUGCCUAAUGGAACUACCGUCUGAGUAGCCAACCAUUAUACCCCAAAGUUUUACUACUUACGUUGCUGGGUGCUAUUCCUUGAAACCGCUUUGGAUAUUUAGACGACGAAUUUGAAAAUGAAUGUUAAUUGCUACUCUGUGUUCCUGCCUUAUUAUAUAUAUAUAUAGCCUGUUGAUAUGACUGAUACAUCAUUUGUUGUCCCACGAACAUCAGUGAGAGGACAACUCAAAUGUGCGGCAUGUUUUGUUGCCCCCGUGUUGUUGUUAUGCACAGUUUGUGUGCACUCAGAGGAAAACUAAGAACGCAUUUCAACCAAAACUUUUACAGCCUUGAUGAAAACUAUCGGAUGUUAGGUUGUUUUUUUGCAUCUGAGAAGUAUUUUAUAGACUUUUUAGUAGUUCCAGAUUUUACAAUUUAUUCAAACAUGUUUUUCACUGUUCUCACUGUUCCUCUUAAUGACACUAACACGCUUUCACAUUUUUGAAGUCACGUUUGAGACCGUUUCUUUUUAAAAGGUGUAAUAUUUUGAUCGUUAUUUGGGUGAAAUGCAAUCUUUAUGUACAGAUCUAAUUUGUGUAUCAUGUUGUACAUGAAUUAAAGUUUUAUUUUAUCUUUAGCAGGUGUUGUCUUUAAAGUAAAAAAAAUUGCUCAAGGUUUUCAACCAUGUCAUCAUACACCCAGCGUUUGGUCUGCUGGCUCAGAUGUCACAAAGCCAUGACUCACUACACACAAUGGAGUUGGGUGUUAUUUCAUUUUCCCCAUACUGUCAUCCAAAUCAGCUCCCCAGCUGAUGCAAGACCAUGUAAUUACAAUUUCUCCAUUCAGAACAAUGGUUUCACCAUGGUAGCAAAGUGUAAACGAAAUACGAUCAUCCUCGUAAUGGUGCAAUUGCUCUCAUCCUGCUAACAAUCAUGUAUUUCAAGUUUUUUUUUAAUAUGUACUCUCGUCUCACAAGAGACAAACGUUUUCUGUAACUCUUAAGAGAAGAAAACUCAAUAUUGACUCAAGUGAGGAUUGCUGCUCUAUAUUCAACAUAUUAGUGGCAUCUGCUGACACAUUAGAAUACUACAACCUAAUGUAUACUACUACAAAAUGUAAAAAGUAUCUUUAAUAGACGCUGGUUUGCACUGUAUUUUGUACACUUUUAUAAAGCACAGUAACAUUGAUCAUUUAAAACAAGCCCUGUUACAAAACGGCUCCAUUCCUUCACCAACGCAUUCACUUAGUCUGUGAUAUACUGUAUAUGCAUUAUCAGUAGAAUGUAUUUUAUUCUACAGCACACCUUCAGUUCCUUUUAAAAAAAGAAUCCAGAGUGCCCGUGCUUCCACCUUGGGAGCGAUGCCUUUUCGGUUGAGACCUCGACUGGCCUCUGGAUUUUCUCUUUCCGCGUGAGGACUGGGCGCUGAGAGGAGUUAGAGAAACAUUGGAAGAAGAAGAAGAGACAGUGGAGGAAGAGGAGGAGAUGGGUGCUGAACCUGUGGAUGAAGAGAGUGAGUUCUGGAGGUCCAGGGCAAAGUGAUAGUCAUUGUGUUCAGGCAUUUCCCAGACUAACACUUCCUGGCCACAGUGUUGACAGUUUAACAGGUCUUCUCUGGCCACGCUAGAAGGAUGGCGAUGUAUUUCUGGAUCAAUGCCCAGUUCAUCCCUUAACUCUUCACAUAGUGACUGCUGAGAUGGGCUACGUUUGGCCUGUAGCUCCGACACAGCAGCAACAGUGUCUUCUAUAUCGCCAGGCUCAUGUCCUAUUUCAGGCUUGUUUAAUGUUGAGUCCUGUGAGCUUCUUUCAAUACUCUUCUUGUGGAAGAAAGAGGAAAUGUCAGAAUGGGGGCUGGCUGUACCACUUUUAGAGUGAGAAAUACGUGUAAGUGAAGAAGAAGCGGGGCAAUUGGUCUCUGCCUCCAACUGACUAUCGGUAAUAGAGGUUUUCUGAGAGGAGGAAGACGGGGGAAUCCCCGUGGAGCCAAUAUCGUAGUCAUCCUCAUCUCCAUCUUUUGUAACCUUCCGUCUUUGUUUCUCAGCUGUCUUUUGAAAGAAGGACUGGAUGGUGCCAGGCUGUUGCAUGCAUGCGGAGUCAUUUUUCAGUUCAGAGCGUGGCUGGGUGGAGGGCUGGGUGGUGGAGAAAAGACUCUGGGUUGAAGUGACAUCACUGGAAAGAAAGCCAACAAUGCCCCCUGCUGACGGAUUGUCACUGAAUUUGCUAGCUGAAAGGUGCAGCAGGGUGAGGGGUGGAGUCCUGGGGACAUGAAGCAAGACGGAGCAUAAUCAGUCACAUGGCCUUCUCCUGACCUGACUUUAAAGUAUGUCAGUCUUAUUACACUCUAAUUACCAUGCUGCCUGGUGGUUUCCUGCUGUGUUGAGACUCUUGAUAAUGGCAAAGCUGUCGUCGGACAGUUUGGUCGCUUCGUAGCGCACUAAAGCACAACAGCGAGAGAAGCCGCUCGGCCUCUUGUCCCCAAGCUGACGGACACCAACCGUCAACGACUUCGCCACUCGACCAUUCUGUAAGAUGAGGAGGAAUGAUGGGCACUGAUGUGAAACAGUUACAUGUACCGUUUAUAACAUCAACGGGAAAUCCAGUUGAGGAAAUAGGUCGUGCUGUUGUAAUAAGGGAAAGUAAUAAAUUACUCAAUCACAAAUAGCUCACCACUUCUCUGUCCUUGAUAAGCCUCUCCUCCAGCUCAAGGGCCAGUUGAUGAAGCCAAUACUGAACCUACACAGAGGUUAUGAAAGCAAGUCAUACAUGAGAAUUAUGUAGAAGAUUGCAUAUUUGUCAACAAUAUUACAAGAACGUGUUU